This is a messenger RNA of Rattus norvegicus (Norway rat), 3157 nucleotides long. The record is from RefSeq and is a predicted model, not a curated record. NCBI's taxonomy places the organism in Eukaryota, Metazoa, Chordata, Mammalia, Rodentia, Muridae.
UGACUCAGUGUUGAGAGAGAAGCCUCUAAGCUGUUCAUUAACAGUCAAGCGGAGGUGGGAAGUGCACCCAGGAAGCUCCAGGUGCCCAUUUGUUCCCGCAGGAUCCACUUGGGGAAUCACUGCGGGCCAGUUAGCCAAGAGUCCCGGGUUUCUGCGCAGGAAAGAUCCUCACUAAAAUCCAGCAUGUCAAAUUUUUCCUCAAGAAAAAAGUCUCCUGUUGGAAAUGAUCCGAAGAGCACCCAGGGAGCUGCGCUGAGACAACAGGGUUUUCAUGAUGUGAACAAAAGAAGGGCUUUCUUACAGGAUAACAGCUGGAUAAAGAAGCUCCCAGAGGAAGAAAAAGACGAAAACUACGGCAGGGUGGUGCUCAGCCGACAUAACUCCCAUGAUGCCUUGGACAGGAAAAUAACGGAGAGAGAUGAGCCCAAAGCCACAAUUAGCCGGUACAGAUCUGAGGACAUGCUGGACAGAUCGCUGUCCACGUUUAGAACACCAGAAUCAACCAAGACGCCAGCUGGCAGCUCCUUCAGUGCAAACACCACUGCCCCUUCAACCCCCGCUACCACUCCUGUGAAGAAAAAGAGACAGUCCUGGUUCCCACCACCCCCUCCUGGUCACAACGCCCCUCCAAGCACCGGAGCCAGCAGAAGGGACCCGCCUCUUCACCCUCCACUACCUCCAAAGCCCUGUUCUCCCAUUGCUUCUCCCAAACAACUGAGGCAGAGUCAUAGGCAGAUGCACAUGGCCACAGCAGGGGCAUGCGGAGAAGCUGACAGACAUGCUGCGAGGAAUAUAAGGACCGAGGAUCUUGAUGACAUCAUCAGGGUGGCAGCUGCACUUCAGAAAACUGACAAGGGUGAAGAACUGGAUAAUCUCAUCAGAAUGAACAAAAGCUUGAACAGAAACCAAGGUCUCGAUGGCCUCUUCCGAGCAAACCUGAAGGCACAGCAGUUAGACAAAAGAGCCCAGAGUCUUGAAAGUCUAAUCUAUAUGAACACUCAGAUGGACAGAGAUGGCAAAGGAAAUCAAGCCUUCGGGAGCUUUAAGAAAAUCAACCAAAGGGCUGACACCGAGAGAGGAAGCCAAGAUCAGAGAUCGAUUAUCAGAACAAAUGCCAUGGCAGAGAGAAGCAGCAGAAGAGGUAAAGACCUUGAUAGUGUCAUGAAGAUCAGCCCCAAAGGACAUGAAAGUGCCACUGGAAAACAAGACCUCGGUGGACUGAUUAACGUGAACCCGGAAACAAAUAAAAGUAUGAAGAGGGGCCAGAGCCUUGAAAAUCUUAUCAAAGUCACUCUGGAAGUAAACAGAAGUAGCAAAGGGGGUCAAAGUCUUGACAAUUUCAUCAAAGCGGUUCCUGCAACGGACAGAGCUAAUCAAGGGAGCCAAGGCCUGGACAGUCUUAUGAAGGUGACCCCCUCAGCAAACAAAAGCAAUCAACACAGUCUUGAUGAACUUGUUAACACAAGCCCCAAAGCUGUCAAAACUACUGCUGGACACCAAGAUCUUGAUAAGUUCAUCAAAGUCAAUGCUGAUGUUCUUACAAACAACCAAAGGAACCAUGAUUUAGACAACAGCAUCAGAGGGAAUCCUACAGUGAACAGAUGCGACCAAAGCCAUGACUUGGAUAAUCUUAUCAAAGUGAAGCCUUCUGCUCUCCGAAACACAAAUGGAGACCAGGACCUAAAAGGUUUAACUGAAGUAAAUUCUCGUGUGUCUGAAGAUAAGAAUGAAAGGGUAGAUGGCCAAGCCAACGGAGUCACUAACAGUCUGCGCAAGGAAUCCCCAAGAACAUCAGUCUAUUCUCAUGAAACCAAAACCAGCCUCAGCUCCAAUUCUGGAACCAGGAAUGCUGGGCCCAAGGACACUGUUGUUUACACAAGGACAUAUGUGGAGAACAGUAAAUCACCAAAGGAUGGAUAUCAGGAAAAUAUCUCAGGAAAAUAUAUACAAACUGUUUAUUCAACUUCAGAUAGGUCUGUCAUUGAAAGAGACAUGUGCACUUACUGCCGCAAGCCCUUGGGGGUAGAAACCAAAAUGAUUUUAGAUGAAUUACAGAUCUGCUGCCACUCCACCUGCUUUAAGUGUGAAAUCUGCAAACGGCCUCUGGAAAACUUACAAGCAGGAGACAGUAUUUGGAUUUACAGACAGACAAUACACUGUGAGCCUUGCUACUCUAAAGUGAUGGCGAAGUGGAUUCAAUAAUGCUGACAUGGAGAAGCGAAGACAAACACCUUCACUGAGGAAUUUAAAGCUACAUUUUAAGAAUAUGUAAUCUCAAAAUAUUUACACUGAGCAUCAGCUCUUGUUUCAAAAUAACAAUUCUGUUGUUGAACAAAUAAUCUAAUGACUUUGAAGAAGGUCACAUGUGUGAAAAGAACCAUCUGGCAUCUGGCAAGGUUAAGUGAUUAAAAAAAAAUCUACAUAGUUCUAGUUACCUAAGUCAAUGGCCGUGAGCAUUCUCAACCCUCAGCGGGUCAUCCGUGCUCCACAUUUGGCUGCCCAUCCUGGUUUGCAUUAUAACCGAGUUCCUCAUCUUCUUGCCUAUAGCCUCCUAAUAAUUUGUAUCAGUAUUAUUGACACCCUGACAAAUAGGCUGAUAGAAGUAAGAUAUACUUCUUUUUCUACAAAAGAAAAUGCACAUAGAAAUCUUCUUAUAAAAAUUUGCUUCAAGAUGUCAUUGUUCCAAGUCGUUUGAACCUUAGGAAAUCACUUCAAGCUUCCAGGCUUUCUGUGACAUUAUCUGUGACACCAUAGAUCUUCGACAACUGAUUUCUAAGUCCCCCCCCCCCCAUUGCUUUUCCUAUCCUCCAAAUCUAAAAGAAACUUGAGUUUCCUAUUUAGAAACUUGCUGGUAUAUUUGUUAGCUAUAUUGGAAAAAUAUAAAUAAUUUCAUCUAAGUGUCAUCCUUCAAUUUAUCCCAGGCAUAGCUUUUGAGAACUAUUCUUACAACUGAAAUAAAUAGCUCUAUGGGUGAUAGGUAAAAUCAGAUAAUGUGUAAUUUGUUAAAUUUUAUUUGCAUGUGUUUCAAAAUCUGGGUGAUCAAAUAAUCUGAGAAGUGAUAGCUAUGUAUUACAAACAUGUUAUGUAUGUUCGUGUUAUAAACAGCCUAUGUUUACAGAAGGCUCACCACAAUAAAAUGAACUGUCAAUUUCUGCAA